CAAGCUUUAAAAUUAUUUCAAUUAGGUAUUGAAAAAAAUACAUUUCAGCCAAAUUCUGUUACUUAUUUAACAAUACUUGAUAUAUGUAAAGAAUUAAAAUCUUUACCAACCGUUCGUAAAAUUCAUCAUUUAAUUGAUGAAUCAAAAAAUCUUAAUAAUGAUGAUAUACAAAAUAAUCCACGUAUACGAUCACUAUUAAUGGAUGUUUAUAUAAAAUGUCAAGAUAUUGAUAGUGCUUAUAAAAUAUUUCAAUCAAUGAAUGAACGUAAUUUAAUUGAUUAUUGUGCUAUAAUGACUGGUUUUAAUCAUCAAAAACAAUAUGAAAAAACAUUUGAACUUUCAAAACAAAUUCCACCAUCAAUAAAAUAUUCAUCACCUGUUCUUUGUACACUUAUUUUACAAGCAUGUAUUGAAUUAAAUAAAUAUAAUGAUGGUUAUAAAAUUCAUCAAUAUGGAAAAAAAUUUCUUCCAAAUAAUAAAAUAUUUAUGAAUGAAUUACUUAAUUUUUAUUUAAAAUUUCAUCAAGAAAAACAAGCAUUAGAUAUAUUUGAUAAAUAUCAAAAUCAACAAACAAUUAUUGAUUAUAGUUUAUUAAUGAAAUAUUAUAAUCGACAAUAUCAACCAGAUAAAACAAUUGAGUUAUACCAUCGUUUAAAAAAUCAUUCACAUAUUCAAAUUGAUCAUAUUAUUUAUGUACUUGUUUUACAAGCAAUUGCUAAUGGAUGUUGUUUACAUACAAGUGAACAAAUUUAUGAUCAGAUUAAAAAAUCUCAAACACAUAUGGAUAUUAAUAAUGCACUUAUCAACAUGUACGGUAAUUGAAUGGAUAUUUGAUUCUUUUUUCGGGUGUACGAAUCGAACUGACGGAUGGGCGUCAGAGAUGGGCAACUUCAACUUCGGACUUGACGCGUUUUUUACCUGGAGUUGGAGUUGCUUACCCCCGGAGUUACCCAUCUCUGGUGGGCGUCACCCACUCGGCCCAUACGCUAGAUAAAACAUUGACCGAAGAAAUAUAAAUUCAAGAUCUUCAUCAUAACGUAGUUGAAUCGCAUUAUUAAGAGAAUAUAUUUUGUUCGAGUGACAGUAGAGAUGAUCAAUAGAUUUGUAUUUAUAUUUUGUCGUAGAGAAUUAAACUAGGGAUGUACCGAGC
Messenger RNA from Adineta steineri, 1150 nucleotides. NCBI's taxonomy places the organism in Eukaryota, Metazoa, Rotifera, Eurotatoria, Adinetida, Adinetidae. The record is from the annotation of a GenBank genome assembly.